AUGAUACAUCCUGGUUCAUCUAUUAGUAAAGCUAAGCAAUCAAAAGUCCCUGCUCCAGGAGGAGGAAGAUUAGCAGUAAAAUUAGUUGAGUAAAAAUAUUCCAACACUUGA
Paramecium tetraurelia is the source of this 111-nucleotide messenger RNA. RefSeq lists its product as uncharacterized. The transcript has a single exon. Lineage: Eukaryota; Ciliophora; Oligohymenophorea; Peniculida; Parameciidae. The record is from RefSeq and is a predicted model, not a curated record.